AUGAUAAGACCUCUCGGUGUACGGUUGCGAAGUGUGGGGCUUAACCGAGAAUUCCAUUUACCAGCGUCUCCAAUCAAUUCAGUCUACAAUUCUCCCUACGUGGUUUGCUCUGAUUCAGGAUCGGCCUUACAUGCCUUGGAACACCCCUAUUCAGAUGAUCCUGGUGUGCAGGAGGUGCUGGCGUCACUGGGGAGCCUCCAACUGCAGGGAAAGAGCGUUUACUUCGUCUGGGUUCCUGGACAUGUAAAUAUUAAAGGAAACCAUUUGGCAGAUGAAGCUGCAAAAGAAGCAGCCAUUACAGGCCUUCAAAUCAGGAACGUUCCAAAGGGUGAUAUGACUGUAGUUUACAAGUCAAAAGUUAAGGGUCAAUGGGAACAGGUCUGGAUUAACAUAUCUGAAAACAAACUACGGGAAAUAAAGAACUCUGUAGAUGCGUGGCCUACUUCAUUCAGAAAUAGUAGAAGGGAAGAAGUGGUUCUUGCACGGUUGAGGAUUGGACACUGUAGAGCCACUAAGGGUCAUUUGAUGGGGCGAGAGGCACCUCCAAUUUGCGGAAUGUGCAAUCAAAUCGUCACAAUCAAACAUAUACUUAUGUCAUGCUCAUUAUAUGCAGCCCAUAGACGUCUACACUCCUUGCCUAUAAGCAUCCAAGAAAUGCUAGGCGACAACAAUGAUAGUAUACGUAAUUUGUUUGAUUUUCUCAAAUUAGUAAAUCUACUCGACAAAAUAUGA
This is a messenger RNA of Cimex lectularius (bed bug), 732 nucleotides long. RefSeq lists its product as uncharacterized. The record is from RefSeq and is a predicted model, not a curated record. The coding region runs from base 1 to 732 and encodes 243 amino acids. Lineage: Eukaryota; Metazoa; Arthropoda; Insecta; Hemiptera; Cimicidae. Gene Ontology annotation, molecular function: nucleic acid binding. The transcript is spliced from 2 exons.